Molecule: messenger RNA, 5029 nt
Organism: Spirodela intermedia
Lineage: Eukaryota; Viridiplantae; Streptophyta; Magnoliopsida; Alismatales; Araceae
Source: the annotation of a GenBank genome assembly
AUGGCCCUGCAGUGUGGGGCGUCCGCAUCCACCGCUGCGGCUGCAGCGUUGUCGGCGACGUCUCCAAGCGGACAGGCAAAUUGGCAGAGGUUGUAUACCGUCCCCCAUUCAUCCUCCUCCUCCUCCUCCUCCUUGUCCUCCACCCUUUCCUCCUCAUCCUCCUCCGGGCCCUGCGGCUUCCUUGGUCUCCCGAUUUUUAUCCCCAGACGCGCUCUCACCGCCCCGCGAUGCUCGCCCGCGUCCGGGGGUACCCGCGCAGUUACCCGGAGCGAGUUGGCCAAAGAGGGGGGCGAAGUAAAUGGCCGCAGCGAAAAGGCAGUGAAAGGAAAGACGAAGAGGAAGCAGAGCCAGAAGAAGCAGCAGGCGACGGCCGCGGCGAACGAUAGGAAGGAAGACAGAGAGGAAACCGACCAGAGCACGCAGCCGUCGGAGCAGGAGCAGCAGGAGCAGCAGGAGCAGCAGCAACAGGUGGCCGUAGCCGCCGUCUCCCCCGUGGUGUCGAUCACUCUAGACGACGUGAAUCCAGUGGGUCUAGGCCGGAAGUCUCGGCAGAUGUUCGAUGAGGUAUGGCGCAAGUUCUCUGGGCUGGGCCAGCUCUCGCGGACCUCCACCGCCGUAGCAGAUGACAGCCUCCUCGACCCCGCACUCAUCCGGGGACCCAUGUGCGAGUUCACCAUCCCCGAGGCCCAGGACACCACUGUGCUCGUCGUCGGGGCUACCAGCAGGAUCGGGCGAAUCGUGGUGCGGAAGCUGAUGCUCCGGGGUUACAAGGUCAAGGUCAGUGGCGACAAAGGCCCCAUUCUUUCUCUGGCUGCAAUAUUUUUCUCCUCUGACAUUGACCCCAACAUCACUCGUAUCCCCCUCAUCUAGUGCGUUAUCUACCCCCGAGCUUCGUCCAGCGAGACCAAUUGGUGGUCGCUGGACUGGAGUGCUCUUCUUUGUCCGCCGCCCAUUUUCUUAUGCACAGUUCGAUUCAAUUAACCACUUCGAGAGUAAUUGGUUCAGGCAUUGGUGAGAAAAGACGGUCCGGAAGUGACAGAAAUGCUUCCGAGAUCGGUGAUGACGGUGGUCGGUGACGUUGGUGACCCUUUGACACUUAAAGCCGCCAUUGAAGGCUGCAACAAAGUCAUAUAUUGUGCCACAGCACGCUCAGCCAUUACCGGGGAUCUCAACCGGGUUGAUUACCAAGGAGUGUGCAAUGUUACCAAGGCAUUCCAGGUUCGACCAACCUUUCCCUUCUCUUCACCAGGGUGUAUUGCGCGGAAAGCGGCCCCACACCCCAUCAGCUGAUUUUUGUUUCUCAGAUGGGAAAAGAUUUGCUUAAAAUUUCCAGGACUAUUACAAUGAACUAGCUCAGCUGCGAGCCGGUAGAAGUAGUAAAAGCAAGCUCUUGCUUGCAAAAUUCAAGUCCGCAGAGUCACUGGAUGGGUGGACAGUAAGGCAGGGAACUUACUUCGAAGAUGUUAUUGCCUCAAAGUAUGAUGGAGGAAUGGACGCCAAAUUUGAGUUUACAGAGAAUGGAGAUGCUAUCUUCUCAGGUAUACCUCUAUAUCUUGGAUUCUUUGACCAGUAGAAUGAAGGCAACAUAAACAAGUGUCAUAGUUUCUUCCAGUUGGUGGAAGACUUUUGUAGGUCUCGCCAACGAAAUGCGGCUUACAAAACCUUAUCUUGACUGAGUUCAACCAUUCGAAUUACAGAAAUAAAUAAAAAAAUAAAUGUAUCUGACAAAAAAAUUUAAAAGAAAAAUACCACUCUGAAUUCCAUGCUUUCAAUCCUUCCAUCUGGUUUCUGUCUUUGCGAUUCGUCUUUUACUUACCUUGUUUUCCAUUCCUGUCCAACUGUCCCAGGGUAUGUUUUCACUAGAGGGGGAUAUGUUGAACUGUCAAAGAGACUCUCUCUUCCACUCGGUUCUACCCUUGACAGGUAAAUGACGUUACCUAGAGAUUCAUUCAGAGACUUUCCCCAUAAAAAAUUGUUCUUGUGAUGAUAAUGGAUUUACAUGAUGACCUAAUUGUUGAAAUUUUAUGGCUCUCAGAUAUGAUGGACUAGUUUUCUCGGUUGGCGGAAAUGGGAGAUCUUUUAUUAUAGUUCUUGAGACAGGCCCAUUAGCUGAUACGUCUCAAAGCAAACUAUACUUUGCUAGAAUGAGCACAAAAAUUGGCUUCUGUAGGGUGAGAGAUCAUUUCUAAAAGAAAGUUCUGCGUAUUUAGAUGACAUGGUUAAUGACGAUUGUAAUCAAUGCAACCGCUGAUUCAUUGUAAUUACAUAUGCAGGUAAGAGUACCGUUUUCAGCCUUCCGUCCUGUGAAACCUGAUGAUCCUCCCCUUGACCCCUUCCUUGUUCAUACUUUGACUAUUCGUUUUGAGCCGAGGAGACAGGUUUUUUCUUAGCCUUGGCCAAAAAUUUACUUGCAUAUAUGAGUAAUGUGGUAAAUCUAUGGAGGUUUAAAUAUGUGCAUCUUCAUCCUCAGAGACCCGUUGAUAAUGGAGGACCCAAGGAAGACCUCAGAAGCUUCAAAUUGAUAAUGGAGUACAUAAAGGCCUUACCUGUAAGUUAUUUGGUUUUAUUUUCUAGAGGCGGCUCAUUGCUUUGAUUGACUGAAAUAAUUUUUAUUUUAUUUUAUUUUAUUUACGAAUUAGACUAAGAAUAAAACUGCAGUCUAUAUUGGACAGAAUAUAUUUGAAUCUUUUUUUUUAAUUGUUCAAUUAUAUAUAUCCCCAUUGUUUCAAUUACUUGUAAUUGCUCUCAAAAGAGGGGUGUUAAAAGGCAUUGUCAUUGCCCUGCUUUUGUCCGAGGUUAGAUGUGACAUGCUUGUAGGGAGUGGUUUUGUUGUCUGUGAUGUCACCACUCCUGUAUUUCCAUAAAUUGCCCAUCACUUUAGACGCUGAAGAUAGAACAAAGACUACACGUAAAUCCAACAAAAAUUUCUACAGAUGUGGUGCGCUAUGUCACAAAGGAUAUCAGAUGGCCAACAUAAGCUGUAGAGUUCGGCAUGAACAAAGUUGAUGGACAGCUGUGAGAGAGAGUGGCGUAUGUGAUGCACCUCGAUAACUAGGCUGUAUAAAAAGUUGAGAUUAUUGUCACAGCAAAUGGACCUGGGUAGUUGCAUUAUUUCUGGAUAAUGUUGGGGCUCUGUUGCAGCUGUUUUAAGGGUAUAAAUGUGAUAUCUAUACUCAUGAUCAGUCAGCUUACUCAGAAACAUAUUUCUGCGGAUGUAUCAAUUAGAUAAAUUCGUUAACAGUUCGUUGACAAGUUUUGAUACCGAUCGCUCAUUUCAAAUUGUUUUUAUUAUUAUUAUGAUUUCUUAAAAUGUUCUGUAAUGACAAGCCAAGAAACUAGUAGACGAAGUAGAACUCUACACUGUAGACCUUACUGGAUAUUCUCUCACAGAUAUUAGUGUAACUUCCGAUUGUAUUAUCGUACACAACAAGGCAGGUAGAUCUUCGAUCUCAUACUGUAUAAAUCUUUCGUGAAAUUGACUGUGGCCUUUCUCUUCUAAGCUUUUUGUUUUGUUGUUGAAGUCCAAGAACCCUUAUUCCCCAGUCAUUCUCAGAGUGAUGCUUUUUGCUGUCAGGCUGGCCAAGAAACGGACUUCGUAUUAGUUUCGUGCACAGGAUUGGGAAUUGAAUCAAACAGAAGGGAGCAAGUUCUUAAAGCAAAGAAGGUCUGUUAUUUAUCUGCGAUUGAACUGCCUGGAUACUCCUACAUGUUGCCUUCGAUCCGACUUCUCUUGAUUACCAAUUCUUUUCUAUUCUGCUUAAAUCUUUUAUUAGGCUGGAGAAGACUCGUUGAGAAGGUCAGGCCUUGGAUACACUAUAGUCCGUCCUGGUCCUUUGCAGGUACAGCUUUCCGACAACUUUUGGUCACUGAAAGUCUUUCGUAGGCUGUCUUAAAUUUGGUCGCAAAGGCUUGAAAACAAUCUCGAGGGGUUGCAGCUGCCUUGUUAUUUUUUUCCCAUUCUUUUUUUAGUUGGUCAAGAAGGAAAAAGAAGCACAGUUUGAAAAAGCAACGAAUUUUCCAUACCUUGCACGAGCUUCUAAAACUGAAACCAGAUAAUUUUUAAAAAUCCACAAAUAUUUCCGACAUUGUACAAGUUAUAAUCAAACAGAGCGUUGCUAUAUUUUAUUUUAUUUUUGUUCAUGUUGAUCCUUGGUCGGUUUGUCGUUCUCUGUUCUGCAUACAUCUUCUUCCUUGGAAACACUUUCAGCUAUUUUCUCGGUCAGGAUCGAAGAUAUGGGCCGUGAACAGGACAGGGCACACAAGUCUUGGAUAUCGCCGACGUGGAAUAUCAAUAAUAGCUAUUAAAAUACGAAUGUAAAUCUUGCUGUCUGACAUGAUGCGUUUUCAUUGGUCCCUCCCUCGCAGCGGAGAAAUACAAUGGCAUUCAGGGGAUGUUUUCUCAGCCUCAUUUUUAUCCUUAAGUAGGGGUCUUUGUGAGUCCUGCGUUGUCACCUGAUCUCAUUUCUCAGGCUCGGCGUCCUGACCAUAAAAGUUGAAAUUACAGGAGGAACCCGGCGGCCAGCGUGCACUGAUUUUCGAUCAAGGGAACAGGAUCUCCCAGGUACAACGGGGGGCAGUUUCUUGCUCUGAGGAUCUUAUCCCGCAUUUGCAGUUGCAAUCGAUAGAACGUUGUACUCAUUGUUCGCUCUACCGGCGCAGGGAAUCAGCUGUGCUGAUGUCGCCGACAUCUGCGUCAAGGCUCUUCACGACUCCACUGCUAGAAACAAGAGCUUCGACGUGAGCCCUCUCCCCCGAUAUCAUAUUUAAUCUGCCCCUGUCGCUCCUAAUUAAUUAGGGAUUCGACUGUUGUUGGAUGCGUUCAGGUCUGCUAUGAAUACGUCGCAGAGCAGGGCAAGGAACUCUACGAACUGGUAAUCGAAGUUAAAAGUGUUCUCUUCUUUCCACUCGCACUGCGAGUAUGGCCCGUUAUUUUGACUGGAAAUGCAUGCUCCUUCAGGUCGCCCAUUUACCGGACAAAGCGAACAAUUACCUCACUCCGGCCCUGUCCGUACUGGAGAGGAACACCUGA